Messenger RNA from Pieris rapae (cabbage white), 1488 nucleotides. RefSeq names its product protein rolling stone-like. The coding region runs from base 223 to 1038 and encodes 271 amino acids. The record is from RefSeq and is a predicted model, not a curated record. Gene Ontology annotation, cellular component: membrane. The transcript is spliced from 6 exons. NCBI's taxonomy places the organism in Eukaryota, Metazoa, Arthropoda, Insecta, Lepidoptera, Pieridae.
ACAUCGCCAGCAAGAUAUGUACUGCAUAAGUUCAGUCGGUCGCGCGCUGAAAUCAGCGCAUGACGCGUGCGUAUUAACCACAGAUAAAAUACGAAAGUAAUUAAUCAGUGUUUAGUACGCACGAUACUAAAUAGGAUUUCCUAUUAAAGUGCAGUUUGGACUAAAUUUAACGCAGAAGGGUUAUUCAAUAAAGCAUAACCGAUUUGAGUUGAGCAAUUGAAAAUGACUAAAUUAGAAAAUUGUAAGGACAGUGCGCCGGACCAGUUCUAUGGAUGCUGCUUGGCCAAACUUAGGGAAGGAAACGAGUCGCCGGAACUCUUUGCAGGGUCAUGGAGCGGAAAGAUGUCCCCGCUCGUAUGGCGUGUACCGAUAUUUGUAUGGGCAGUCAGUAUUAUUACGUGGUCCGUUGUUUGCUUCUGGGGACCUCGGGAAAUGUUCCUACUGUAUAUGACACAUUGGGGCCUUCUUAUGAUAUUUUUGGAAUCACUCUUCGGUAUAUUAGUAUGCAUUAAGAAACAUCGUGGAGAAUUUAAAGAUCGGUCGCAAGGUCUACCUUGGUAUGUGAGGGCAUACUGGGUUUUGUACAACAUCACUGUACCGCUGGCCUUUCUUAUAUCACUUUUCUAUUGGGCUGUUCUAAGAGGAGCGGGUGCCAACAUAAACUACGCACCUGAUCCGAUCUUAGACAUAAUGUUACAUGGAGUAAAUUCUGUUUUGAUGCUGAUUGAACUGGUGAUGUCCCGUCACCCGAGUCGUCUUCUCCACGUGAUGCAGCCUCUAUACUUUUCUGGUGUCUAUCUACUCUUUACGCUAGCUCACUUUUUUGCCGAAGGACACGAUCCAUGGGGCAAUGCUUUCAUAUACCCAGUGAUUGACUGGUCGAAGCCGGUACAAACGCUCAUAGUGUUGACUUUGACAGCACUAUUCUUCGCAUUAAUGCAUAUAUUAACCGUAGGAAUUUCAACGGUUCGUGACUACACUUUACAGAGACUAUCCCGGAACAAAAGUGGAGUAUACAAUGAUGGAUUUGAACCUUGAAAAACUAGAUCUCAGUGAAGUACUGAUAAGAUAAUGAAAUAUUUAUACUGUUGAUAUGUGGGUGACGGACAAUUACUACAUUAGCUGUAAGGAAAUGAUUUGUGAUUGCUGUGGAAAAAUAAUGUUGCCUGGUGCCAAAGAUUUUUACAAUUUUUAUAACAUUCUCAAAUCAGACUUCAGUUGGAAAUGAGUUCAAACUCUUCGAUUAUCAAUAAGUAAAUAAUGGAAAUAAUUAUUAUUUACUUGUAAAUAAGUAAUAUUUAUUUUGUGAUAACGUUGAUAUUGUAGAUUAUUAGAUCAUUGUGAAUAAAAAAGCCUAUUGCCUAUUAUUCGAUAACUAAUGAUAUAUAAAAAUAAAAAGGGAGUUUAUGAUUGGUAACAUGUGUUGUGCUGAAUAAUUUGUACAAGUAUUUUUAAAUGUGGAUUUUAUGAAAUAAAAGCAUAUAUUCA